UGAUAUUGAAGACAUAAUAGGUCAUGGCUUCAGAAAACAUCAAGCCAGGGCUUCAAGGCAAGAAGGUUAUUGGUCGUGGAGAUGUGAAGAAGAUGGCUCCCAUGCAGAGGGCAAGACACAUGGCUUAUGAACAGCCCAGCAAAGCGAUGGCCGUCUCCUUGCUCAUGACUCAAAACCGACUGAGGGAGCAUGCUCUGAAGUCCAUCCCAAAACCCCAACAUCGGGUCCUAGACCCAGAACAAGAGAAACAGGAGAAGGUGGUGGGUCAGCUAAAAGCCGCAGAAGCUCAAAACCGUAUACGCUUGAUGAGACUUCGCUUUCAGAACAUAAGGGCCCAGGACUUAAAAUACCUGAUCUCCUGCCAACCGACUGCCCGUGAAGCCAUCAGACUGGAAGUGUUCCUGCCACCUAGAACCCAUGCAGACAAGUCCUGUGACUCUUUACGACGGCAACAGAGAGAACGAGUAGAAAGCCUCCUGGAGGACGAUCGAGGACUGAUGACUAACCGCAUUCCCUGAGUGACCAGACCAGAGCUGGCCUAAUUAUACAGAACACAAACCGUGGUAUCCGGACACAUUCCACUGUAGUCUGUAACUCAAGUGUGCAUCUGAACCAUCCUUAUUAAAGACCGCAUUUACUGCCCAUCUCAGUGCAGCUCAUCAUUUCGUGAGCAGAUAAAGAAACCCGUUUAUAGCAACAAAGUGUUUCUACAGUACAUAGCUAUACUGUUACCUAUGUGAACGUGUAACACUGGGCUUCAGCGCCACCUACUGCUUCAGUUUGUAACGACAAUCUGUUUCUUAGCUCCCUCCUUCGAUGACUGGACUUUGUUUCUUCCAGACUUGUGGUUCGAAAAAGACAUUGGGGGUCAUUUAUGAUGUGACGUACGACACUUUUUGGCGUACUUUUGUUGCAGAUUCGGUCGCAAAGGGGAUUUGCAGCCGAAUCUGCGACUUUUCCCCACUCACGUCACUUUUCCGAGGUGGUGGGAAAAGGGGGCGUGGUGUGCGUGCGGGGGGAGAAGGGGCCGGCCCGUCUCCUUUAUGAUUUUCUAUGCCAGCAAGGGAGCUGGCGUAGGUUUAAGCUUGUUGUACGCCACCAGAACAUACAGCUAAGUUAUGUAGAGGCCUGCACCUCUACAUAACUUAGGCGCAUCCAGCGCAGGGGUAUUAAGACCGGCAUAUAAAUUGCUGGUCUUAAUAAAUGACCCCAAUUGUUCACAAAGAACUUGCAGAGCCUCAGGGCCGAAAUGAAUCACAAUCAGUAUCAGGUAGAAUAAUAGCACCAGGGCAAUACGUACAGCGGAUAUGUCUUCUGCAUAGUUGUAUAUUAGAUCUGACAUUGGAAGAUUGUGACCAACAAAUAAAAACACCCAAAAACUGGCAUUUCAGCCUACUAUGGUAGUGCUAUCCACCACAUAAUAUACCCGUCCUAUUAUGGCAAAAAAAUCCAAAUCCAAAUAACAAAUAACAAAAAUUUCCUAUUCUUGUUCUAAAUUAAGCAUCGAAAUAGACCCAUAGCAAAAUGAACCCCUUCGAGACCCUGAGUUUUCAUUUUUUACUCCCUGGCUUCCUGGAGACAUAACUUUUUUGUUUUCCUGUAGAUGUAUGAGAGCUUGUUU
Bufo bufo (common toad) is the source of this 1621-nucleotide messenger RNA. RefSeq names its product LKAAEAR motif containing 1 (gene LKAAEAR1). Bases 24 to 518 code for a protein of 164 amino acids. Lineage: Eukaryota; Metazoa; Chordata; Amphibia; Anura; Bufonidae. The transcript has 3 exons. The record is from RefSeq and is a predicted model, not a curated record.